Lepus europaeus (European hare) is the source of this 525-nucleotide messenger RNA. RefSeq names its product translocator protein 2 (gene TSPO2). The transcript has 3 exons. Gene Ontology annotation, molecular function: cholesterol binding. Bases 1 to 525 code for a protein of 174 amino acids. The record is from RefSeq and is a predicted model, not a curated record. NCBI's taxonomy places the organism in Eukaryota, Metazoa, Chordata, Mammalia, Lagomorpha, Leporidae. Gene Ontology annotation, cellular component: endoplasmic reticulum; membrane.
AUGCGGCCUCAAGGGGCCAUCUUCGUGGUGCUCCCCCACCUAGGGCUCAUCCUGGUCUGGCUGGUCACCAGCCACCAGAUGUCAGGGUGGUGUGAGGGCCCACGGAAACUGGCCUGGUGCCCGCCCUACAAAGUCAUGUUGCUCGUGUGGACCACCAUCUUCUCCGUCAUGGGCUACGCCUCCUAUCUGGUGUGGAAGGACCUGGGAGGGGGCUUCGGGUGGCCCCUGGCCCUGCCUCUCGGCCUCUAUGCCAUGCAGCUGGCCAUCAGCUGGACUGUCCUGGUUCUCUUUUUUGAAGCCCACAGCCCUGGUCUGGCCCUGCUGCACCUGCUGCUGCUCUACGGGCUGGUGGUGAGCACAGCGCUGAUCUGGCACCCCAUCAACAAGCUGGCCGCCCUGCUUCUGCUGCCCUACCUGGCCUGGCUCACCGUGACCGCUGCCAUCACCUAUCGCCUGUGGAGGGACAGCCUCUGCCCAGAGCACCAGCCUCAGCCCACGGCCGGAGGAGAGCUCCUGAGGCCCUAG